AUGUCGUCAAACGCUGUAAAAAGUGGUAUCGAUGAUAUUGCUGCUCGUCUGAAACAAAACGGGACGUCUUCAUCGUCGACACACAACACAUCAAAAAGCAAUGGAUCGGCGACAACAUCAACACACAACGCUGGUAUUGAUCCGACCACGAUUUCAAAUCACACGCCAACAAUGCAGUUGAGUUGUGUUGAAUGUGGAGUUACCAAGGCGAACUCAGAAGAAAUGGAAAUUCACAUCAAGACAGAACAUCUCAAUUGGCUGCCGUUUCAAUGUCCGAUGUGUCUAACAGAACGUGCUUCUGAUUCACAAAUGAGAGAGCAUCUUCAUUCGUCUCAUCAGAAGAAUAUGAGCAAAUUCAUUUACGUUGAUAAUGUUACCGCAAAAAGAAAAUUGCAAGUUCUUAUGGACAAAGCAUUCUCAUUAAAUGUUGCAAAACGGGUGAACGCUUCAGCGAACAACAUCCCUUCGUCAUCUACAGCCACAUCCCCAUAUUCUCCACCGAGUUAUCGUGGAAUGAAUUCAACGCCUUCUUCUGGCAGGAACACUUCUACCUCCAACGGUAGUGCGACAUCCGCUGCUACAGCAUCUGCUCAAGCUGCCGCCACAGCUAUUGUCAACCAUCACAAGGAAAAAGAGAAGCAAACGGCUCAAGCGGCUGCAGAUUUUCUGAAACUUCUCGAUUUCUCCGUGAUAAAUGGGGAGACAGUUGAACAGAAGCCACAGACGCCGUCGGCUUCAAGAACUACGAGCGGUAGAAAACGACCAUACGUACCAACUUCGGCAACCGAAGCGAUAACAACGAUGGAAUUGGAGCCGUCGAAUGCCGAAUCGUUUUUGGCCACUUUGAAUUCUUUGAGUCAUGCACAGACGCCGGAAAACGAGGAGAAUGAUAAACCCCCCUUCUCAUUGGAUGAUCUCAAUAUCGACAGCUCCUCAACUCUCGCAACACUCUUCGGUGGUGGUGCAAAGAAAGUCAAGUACGAAGAAAGCGAUGGACCAAAUGAUAUGAUGGAAGAUGCAUUGGAUGCACUGAAUCCUAUUUCCGUUCUUGAUAAUGUCGCUGCUCUCUUUGGCUCCACUCCGGAUAGAAGCACUGAAACUGAAGGAACAAAGAAGACGUCGAGUAUUUCGAAAAAGCGAGUGCUCGGGGAAUGCUCAAAGUGUCAAAAACCAGUGACAGCUGGAGCCAGACAAAUGCACAUGUUCUUCCAUUUGGCAAAAGACGAAAUGAUAUUUCGUUUCCGUUGCAAACAUGAAGGAUGUGCUAUUGAGCAUUAUCGCAAAGAUCAAAUGGAAAAUCAUCAAUCGAAAGCUCACGGACGAAUCGACCCAGACAUGAUGGAGGAUCGUUCGCUGGAAUUGUUCCAAAAGUGUCAGGAGUUGAAUCACGAACUUUUCGUCGCACACCGUCACGGACAUCGCGGAAGCCCGCACCAGUGGUCGGGUGGCUCGGCAGAUAUGACCGGCUACCAGGAUCUCUCCAUGGAACUUCUCGGCACCAAGAAUGGCACCAUCCCCGGACCGACUGCUGCAAAAGCUGAAAUCGCCUACGCAGCACAACAAGCCGCCAACGCUCAAAAGAAUGCUCAAAAGUCGAAGCUCGCCAGCGGAUCAAGCUCCACAACUGGAGGCCCAUCGUCUGGCUCAAACGUUUAUACAGGAUUUGGUCCGUUGAAGCUAGUUCCUGAUGAGGAUCAUCCAUUGCAAUGCCGGCUGUGUGGAAAGACAAUGCAGAAUAGAAUUCGUGGUUUCCACAUCCUCUGGCACAUGGCAAAAGACAAAGGAAUCAAUCGAUAUACUUGCAAAUACUGUCCUUUCGGACAUGAUCGCUCCCAAUCUGUUCAAGUUCACGGAAAGAAAGAACACGGAACCGAUGAUUGUGUUGAAGAUCGUAUCGGAGAGUAUCAAGAUGAUGUGAAAGAAAUGUCUGCUGCGUGUUUCGGAAUCUCCUCUCUCUUUGCACAAGAAAGCAAAAGAAAGAAUAAAUUCCCGGCGGCUGCACCAAGAGAGCACAAGAAUCUUGCAUCAAUUGUGAGCAGCGCAGAAGCAUCUCCACUUGUCAUUAUGGACGAAGACGCAUCGAAUGAUAGUUUGAUUAAACAAGAAGAAAUUGAUGAAGAUGAGAAACCAUUGUUACUCAUAGAUGAUGAAAUGAUUGAAGAUAUGGGAGAGGAUGAGGAGGUUGAGCAUGAUCAAGAACAGGAACAAGAGCUUGAACAUGAACAAGAGCUUGAACAUGAACAUGAUGUAGAGCCAGAAAUAGAAGAAGAUGAUGGGGAAGAGGAUGGAGAAGAAGGAGAGGAAGAAGCCCCUGUAACCAGUAGUUCAAAGAGUUCCAGUUCCAAAAAGAAAUGGCGUCGUGCUUUCAACAUUCGUUCAAAAAAGUCCAAAAAACAAAAGGAAGAUGCCGUUGUCGCUAGAUCCGUUUCAAUUUUGAUAGGCGGUGCUCAGUUCUAUAAAAAGAAAGUCAACGAGUUCUGUUACUGUGAAAAGUGUGGGAAACAGACGAACUCUCGUUUGCCAGAGCACGCCUACACACAUAUGGAAGGUGUUUCACUAUACUCUUGUCCAGCCUGUUCAUUUGGAAAUCAAUGCAAGGAUACAGUGAUGAAACAUAUGAAAGAAACGCAUCCAGGAUGUGCGGAACGGUGUGUUGACAAUCGGUUGGGACAUAUAAAGGAGAUCAAAAGCCAACUUGGCGAGUGCUUCCCCGCGUUUUUCGUCGACCAUCCAUUGCCGACAAGAGCUGAUAUUGAGAAAUUACAAGUUCUCGCAUCUGGAGGUGAUCUUAAAAUUGGUGGAAUCGAAGAUUAUCUGAAAGAGGAGUGCAACGAUGAAGAAUCGUCAGAAGCUCCAGAUGAGGAAGAAGACCUCGAAGAAGAAGAUGACGAAGCAGUCACUUCUGAAUAA
Messenger RNA from Caenorhabditis remanei, 2910 nucleotides. RefSeq lists its product as uncharacterized. Lineage: Eukaryota; Metazoa; Nematoda; Chromadorea; Rhabditida; Rhabditidae. Gene Ontology annotation, molecular function: DNA-binding transcription factor activity, RNA polymerase II-specific; sequence-specific DNA binding. The coding region runs from base 1 to 2910 and encodes 969 amino acids. Gene Ontology annotation, cellular component: nucleus. The transcript has 8 exons. The record is from RefSeq and is a predicted model, not a curated record. Gene Ontology annotation, biological process: regulation of transcription by RNA polymerase II.